AACUGUAAUGUGAAGCACCGUCUUCCCUGAAAACCCUCCAUUAACUUUCACUCUCUUUCCCGAGAAAACAUUUAUUGCCCGUAAAAGAGGAAAGCUUUGUUAAACCCAACUCCAUUACCUCACUGAUGCGGCGAUUCAACGCCAGCUUGCUUUCUCACUCUUUCCCUUUCUCCAUUUUCUCGCAAAGGUUUACUUUUCUAGCCACCGAACCGAAGCGGAGCGAAACUCCUCUGCAACUUUAAUUUUAUUCGUGAAUCCAUUUAUAUAAUACAAAUAAUAUCUCUGUUCGGGUUUCUGGGGGAGGUUGAUGUUGCCGUCAAGCUGACCUGGUUUCUCUUUGGAAAACCCAACACACACUUUCUCCAAUUUUUUUUAUAUUCGAUUCAUACUUGUUGUAUUUAAGUUCUCGGUGAUUAGGCAUUCCAGUUCAUAUCUUGUCAUCAAUUCCGCGUUUCAAUUCCGUGUUGAUUUCCUUUUCUCCGCUUCUUCUUCUUAUUGCUUUCGUGUCUCACUCUCCGAAUCAGAUCUGCAUUUUGGCCCUGCGUGAGAGAGACGCAGGACUACGAAACAUUCCCGGUAAUUCCAACUGUCUUUUAUAAUUCGAAGUCAAUUUCCCAUUAGGAUUCCAAGAGAAGAAUUUGGGUGUUUUGGGUCUGUUCUGGAUCUUGGCGUAGUUAUGACUGCAUAUCAAAUUUGAAGCUUCUCCGAAAGCUUUGAGUUGGGCGUGUAAUUUUGCUGGGUCUAUGGAUAUAAAAAUGAUUCCUAGGGAUAUGGAUAUGAAUUUGAUGUUCAAUGAAAAGUUGACAUGAAGGAAGGAAGCUAAGGUUAUUUGGGUUCAAAGGAUCUGAAAUUUGGGUGAAAUUGGGGGGCUCUGAAAGUGAAUUUGUGAUUUUGUAGAAAUGGGGUCUAGGGAUGAGAGGCAUCACCACAAUCUUGUACCUCUGGCUGCAUUGAUCAGCAGAGAGAUGAAGAGUGAGAAGAUGGGGAAGCCAACUCUGAGAUAUGGCCAUGCUGCACAGUCUAGGAAAGGGGAGGAUUAUUUCAUGAUCAAUACUGAUUGCCAGAGUAUUCAGGGGAAUCCUUCCUCGGCCUUUUCUGUCUUUGCGAUCUUUGAUGGGCACAAUGGGCAAACUGCAGCAAUAUUUUCAAGGGAUCACUUGCUAAAUCAUGUAUUGGGUGCUCUUCCUAGAGGGCUCGGCCGGGAGGAGUGGCUUCAAGCUUUACCUCGGGCACUUGUUGCUGGUUUUGUGAAGACUGACAAGGAAUUCCAGAACAAAGGUGAAACUUCUGGAACAACAGUUACAUUUGUAAUAGUUGAUGGAUGGACUGUGACGGUAGCAUCUGUCGGAGACUCCCGUUGUAUUUUAGACACUCUGGGGGGCACUGUCUGUGUCUUGACAGUAGAUCAUAGACUGGAGGAAAAUGAAGAGGAGAGGCAACGUGUAACUGCCAGUGGAGGCGAAGUUGGGAGGCUUAGUAUUGUUGGUGGUGUAGAGGUUGGUCCUCUUCGAUGCUGGCCAGGGGGUUUAUGCCUUUCAAGAUCUAUUGGAGAUGUAGAUGUUGGAGAAUUUAUCGUUCCAAUACCCCAUGUUAAACAAGUGAAGCUAUCACAUGCAGGUGGAAGGCUUAUAAUCGCUUCGGAUGGCAUCUGGGAUGCAUUAUCCUCAGAAAUGGCAGCAAAAUCUUGUCGUGGAUUGCCUGCCGAACUUGCUGCUAGGCAAGUUGUGAAGGAAGCUUUGAGGACAAGGGGGCUGAAGGAUGAUACAACCUGCAUAGUAGUUGACAUAAUUCCUCCUGAUAAUACAGUGCAGCCUUUAGCUUCCCCAAAGAAGCAGAACAAACUCAGAGCUUUAUUGUUUGGGAAGAGAUCUCGGGAUUCUGCUAACAAACUAUCUAAGAAGCUCUCAGCUGUAGGUAUUGUAGAAGAACUAUUUGAUGAAGGCUCAGCAAUGCUUGCUGAAAGAUUGGGACACGACGAGUCUAACGGCCAAUGGUCAAACAGUUUGUUUAUAUGCGCGGUUUGUCAAGUUAACCUUGCUCCAAGUGAAGGGCUAUCGGUUCAUGCGGGUUCCAUCUUCUCCAUGAGCUCAAAGCCCUGGCAAGGCCCCUUCCUCUGCGCGGAUUGCCGCAAUAAGAAGGAUGCCAUGGAAGGAAAACGACCCAGCGGAGUUAAAGUGGCUUAAUUCAGAAUCAGUAAUUUAUUUUGCUUGUUAUCUUCAUUCUGUUUCAUUAUUUAUUCAAUAUAUUAAUUCUUCUAAUAUAUAGGCUAGGUAUUUGUUUCAAUUAUACAAUAUAUAUGCAUGGAUGGAUGGAUGGAUGGGGCUGCCCGAAAUGUAUAUGUAAUGUUGCUAUUUUUGCAAGUAAUGCAAUGUUGAGAACAGACUACAAGAUCUUAGGUUUACGUCGAAUA
Messenger RNA from Diospyros lotus (date-plum), 2410 nucleotides. Its product is annotated as probable protein phosphatase 2C 15. NCBI's taxonomy places the organism in Eukaryota, Viridiplantae, Streptophyta, Magnoliopsida, Ericales, Ebenaceae. Bases 900 to 2183 code for a protein of 427 amino acids. Gene Ontology annotation, biological process: protein dephosphorylation. The record is from RefSeq and is a predicted model, not a curated record. The transcript is spliced from 8 exons. Gene Ontology annotation, molecular function: protein serine/threonine phosphatase activity.